UGUGUGUUCGUGAUGUAUUGUCCUAAAGGCAAACAUUCCCCUAUCGCGUAUACGUUUUAAAAUGAGUCUUCAGGUACAGAAAAUCAAUAUACCACUUGCUGAUCUCUUGGCUAAUAGAUAUUUUAAGUAUAAAUUUCCUAUGAUUAUGAUUUUACAUUACGGUUCUUCGUGAAGAAUUGAUGUACAAACCAUCGUAGAAAGAUGUUACGUGAAGAAAACGCGGACAUAAUGAAUUAGUUCGCGAUUCUACUAUACGCAUUUACAGGUAUGGAUUUCUGAACUGUCAUCAAGAUGGAUUAAUAAAACCCAGAUGAUGGUUCAUCCAAAGAGCAGAUCUUGAAGUGGGCUUCAUCAGCACUCUGGAGAUUUCAGUUGUCCAUAAAAAUGGAGUUUCCAGGACACAGUCUGCAGCUCUUGGCAAGCUUGCGCUCUCAGCGUCUGCAAGGUUUCCUCUGUGACUGCACUGUGCAAGUCGGCUCAACUCAUUUCAGAGCCCACCGUGCUGUACUGGCCACUUUCUCCCCUUUCUUCCAUAUGUUUUACUCGGAUCAGUCAGUGGGGAACUCCACCACAGUCAACGGAGGACCACAGAGAGACACGGUGUGUAUUAAUGGAGACAUCGUGACUCCUCAAGCCUUUGGGCUCCUGCUUGAUUUUAUGUAUGAAGGGGUACUCCUACAAACAGCCCACCCACCUCCAGAGGAUGUGCUCGCUGCUGCCAGCUUUUUACAUAUGAAUGACGUGGUGAGAGUUUGCAAGAGAAGACUGCAGUGUCGAGGAUUGGCUGAAGCGGACAGCACAAGAGUAGAAGUAGGUACAAAUGAGUCGGCUAAACCUGGAGGACUCGACCACUCUUCUGGAGAAGACGCAGCUGGUGCGGAAAGAGAUGGAGCACUGGCACAUUGUUCCCAGUCCAGCCAACAGAUGUCACUUUUUAUUGAUGCAAAGAGUGUGACGCAAGCAGGAAUGGCUAAAAUGCUCACACACAGUGUGGAGAGUUCUGAAAUGGCAGACACUACUCAACCAGGAAUGGAUUCACAACCAGCUGUUAGUAAUUCAUCUUCAGGUCCAUCUGCUUCACCGAAACCUGUCAAGAUUAGAAUAUCAGCACGGUCCACUAGUCUUGAGUCGGCGCUUUCAAGUCCUUGUAGUUCAACAGAACUGAUUCAGACAGAAACUCAACCGGUUGUAGCCACCGCCGCAGCUCUGAGUAGGGUGGAGAACAACACCAGCGCUGCUCCAGAACAUGAACCCAGUGUUUUUAUACACACUCAAAUGCUAAAAACCCAGAGUAAACAUAGUGGAAAUCCUGGGUCAUCACAGCAAAUUCAGAACUUGAAUGAACAGAGAAAUAAGAGCACUGCUAGACUCCUGCAAAAUAGGUGUAAAAAACCUCCAACGUUAGUUGAGUACAGUGAUGAAAACGGCAGAGUGAAAGUGGAGGCCAUUGUGAUUUCUGAUGAGGAGUCUGAUGAUGCAGAUGAAGCUGUGGUCAUGGAUGACAGCCCAAGGGUAAAUGCUGAGUUAGAUCACACUGACGAUUAUGAUGACAGUAACCACGAUGUGGAGGAGCUCACUGAUACUCAAUUCAUACCUGCACAUCAGUUAAUCCAUCUUCCUCAUCAAGAGCCCCUUUCUUUCCCUCCUUCACCACAAGGCCCUAAUAAUUCCACAGCAGAAUCUAGCAGCUUCCCGUCAUCCAUUUUUCAGACCGGUUCCCAAUCAGAACAGCAGGCCAUGUACCUUGAGGAUUUUCAGGACUCGCUUGGGAAUUAUGUAGACGAUGUGCCUACUUGUAGCACUUGUGGAAAGACCUUUUCCUGUGCGUACACCUUAAGGAGACAUGCCAUCGUGCACACAAGGGAACGGCCCUAUGAAUGCAGCUACUGUUACCGGAGUUACACACAGUCAGGAGACUUAUACAGGCACAUCAGAAAAGCACAUGAUCAAGGCCUGCCUGUCAAACGCAGCAGAGUCGAAUCAGACCCUCCAUCUUCAUCGCCACCUCCAAAUCCACCUCAGACGUAGCUAAUAUUUCCUGUCCUGCAGAGUUUAGCUACCAGAGUCUAAUUAACGUCUGAACUAAUUAAUCAAGGUUUCGGACUUACAGGCAAAAGUGUUAAAGGUAAUCUCUGGAUGAGCAGGAUUGGACACAACUGCCCUUUCAGGAGAUUAGACACAAAUAUCUGUGGAUUUUGGCAGAUGUUAGGAAUUAUCAUGAUAAUUCACCCAAAUCUCGGUGGCUCAUGCCUUAAAAACGGGAAAUGCAUUGAAAAGGAAAUCACUUGACUGCUUUCAUGCAAUCAACCGAUUGAACUAAAUUAAUGUAAUUUGUUAGUUGUUUUAGUUGUCCAGGUUCUUGAGCCUUGUAAUGUUGCACCAUUUGGUUUUACAUUUCAUUGCUAAAGUGAAUGGUUUUUAUGUAAAGAGGGGGAAAGAUGUAUCGGUGAAUUAUAAUAAACAAAGCCUUUUUAUUAGUUCAUAAUUCACCUCAAACUGAAAAUUCUGUAGUCAUUUACUCACACUUAAGUCAUUUCCAAAAAGUGUUUUAUAUUCUGAACAAAUCAAAAUAUUCCACAAAUUAAAUUAUGACAGGAAAUCUUGAUUUUAAUUUAGCUUUUAAUUCUAGAAAAAUAUGAAUCAGUGAAAAUCUCAAUCAUACAUGCGAAUAAAAGCCUAAAUUAAAUCUGUUCAUUAUAUAAAGCAAU
Molecule: messenger RNA, 2708 nt
Organism: Danio aesculapii
Lineage: Eukaryota; Metazoa; Chordata; Actinopteri; Cypriniformes; Danionidae
Gene: zbtb3
Product: zinc finger and BTB domain containing 3
Exons: 2
Coding region: 385-2028 (547 amino acids)
Biological process (GO): regulation of transcription by RNA polymerase II
Cellular component (GO): nucleus
Molecular function (GO): DNA-binding transcription factor activity, RNA polymerase II-specific; protein binding; RNA polymerase II cis-regulatory region sequence-specific DNA binding
Source: RefSeq, a predicted model, not a curated record